AUGAAAAUACUGGAUAUGAACAUUCUUGCGUUGAUUUGUUAUGAAACAUGUCUGGUGUUAGCUUGUCUAUUUGGAGAUACAUUUUUAAGUGUAAUGCCCAUGAAAACAGCCUCAGUCAAAAAACAGUCAAAUUCUACAGAGCCAUACAGGGAUACUGAUAAUUUUAAUUUGUGGAAAAGAUCCUUCGUAGACAGUUUAACUCAUGGACUUGUUGGUUUAUUUUCAUGGGCAAUUGUGAUAAAUUUUGUGUUCAAGGGGUUAGAUGUUGUUAGCUUGCUUAUGAGUUUUGUCGUUGCAGUUUCUAUAGAUUUGGACCAUUUCCUAGCUGCUAAAUCACUUUUUAUUCAGGAUGCUCUGAGUCUAUCUGAACGUCCACCAUUUCAUGCCUCCACUAUAGUAAUAAUACUAGCAGCAACUUGUUGGUUAAUAGGUUACAUUCUUCAUCUCCAUUGUAGUAAAAUAUUAGGACUUUUAUUUUUGUCAUCUGGAUUUUCACAUCAUAUAAGGGAUGGUUGGAGACGUGGGUUAUGGUUUCCACCAUUGGGCAGUACACAACCUAUUCCUUAUAAUUUAUAUAUUGUAUUAAUUCUGAUAUUACCCUUGUUUAUCAGAUAUCUGUAUAUUAAUACUAUUGUUGUUCAGAUUAAAUAGUCAUCAUACUUUU
Messenger RNA from Lottia gigantea (owl limpet), 664 nucleotides. RefSeq lists its product as hypothetical. The coding region runs from base 1 to 651 and encodes 216 amino acids. The record is from RefSeq and is a predicted model, not a curated record. The transcript has 2 exons. NCBI's taxonomy places the organism in Eukaryota, Metazoa, Mollusca, Gastropoda, Lottiidae.